AUAGUGUCUAAUCCUAAAAUUUCAAAACCAGAGAUCCUGAAAUUGAAGCCUUUUAUUAAGGUACUGUUGAAUCCUAUGCUCUAUUUUUUUGCAAGCCAUCAUUUGUUGAAAUUCUGAAACCAUUGUUCUUCUUUGCAAGCUGUUUUCCUUUGACAUUAUUCCACAUCUCACCAAACCUUUUAUGGAUCUAAUUUCUCUGUUCCUUUGUGUUUUCAGGUUUUGAACAAAUGGUUUUCAACUCCGUGCAUAUGGAGAUCAGAACGGACAAUGCUGCAAGGCUGUUUUCACCUGCUAAGAGGUGUUCUCAAUGACGAGAAACCAGCUUUGACAGUUGAUGAAUUCCUAAAGAAUUAUGAUGUCUUGGAUUUACUUAAGCAACAUAGUAAGGCUCUCUUUCAGAGUAGAUUGUACUGUAAAAUCUAGUGACAUCUCUUUUAGUAGCUGUGCCUUAUGCUGUACCUUUAAUAAAGUGCUAUGUGAAGAAAAUGUCCCUUUUUUAUUAGUGUAACUAGGUGCUAUUUGUAUUGGCGUUUUUGUUGCAAGAAGAUCUUAAUACCCAACUUUUCCCUCUGUUUUGUAGUGUAUAACCCUGACCAGGAGGUUGUAUCCAGCGUUCUAAGUCUGUUGUCAGAACUCUCGAUGCAGUAUCCCAGCUUGAGGAAAAAGUUUAUUGCAUCUCCGGUAGGUUAA
Messenger RNA from Paramuricea clavata, 690 nucleotides. Lineage: Eukaryota; Metazoa; Cnidaria; Anthozoa; Malacalcyonacea; Plexauridae. The record is from the annotation of a GenBank genome assembly.